AUGAGCAGGCCGUUUUUGUCCGUCGCGAUCUACCGGCCUCGCUAUGGCAACUUCAAGCACUGGGCCCUCCAUCUCCACACUGGCUCCGAGGAUUUAGUAUUCGAGGUCGACGGCGAGCAUCCCUUGUUUACAAAAGUUACUUCGACUGGCAAACCGACCGACAAUGAGUCCUUUCUCGAAUCGCUGCAUGUAGGCGAAAUUGGGAUCCCUGACAUCCCCACUGUCAGAAGGAUUGUCGACGAGGCGAGAGUAGACAAUGAGACGCUCGAAUGGGAUUGCCAAGAAUAUGUGCUGGAAAUACUUGAGGCUUGUGAGGUUGAGGCAGUGCUCGAGGAAGAGGACCCUGAUUAUGCAGAAGUCAAGGAGAUUUUACGGCGAAGACGGGGGCCGACGCUGUGA
Messenger RNA from Aspergillus puulaauensis, 399 nucleotides. RefSeq lists its product as uncharacterized. Bases 1 to 399 code for a protein of 132 amino acids. The record is from RefSeq and is a predicted model, not a curated record. Lineage: Eukaryota; Fungi; Ascomycota; Eurotiomycetes; Eurotiales; Aspergillaceae. The transcript has a single exon.